CCUCCGUUGCCUCCCCCACCGCCCCUCUUAGCUCCCACCGCUUCGCCACCGCCUCUUCCGAUUGAAUCUCCUCCGUUAGCAUCUCCACCGUCUCCUCCAUUAGUAUCCCCACCGACUCUUCCAUUAGUAUCUCCACCGUCGCCUCCGUUAGAAUCUCCAUCUCCACCGUCUCCUCAGGCCUCAGCUCCUUCCGGUUCACCGCCAUUGCCUUUCCUUCCCGCCAAACCGUCUCCGCCGCCUUCUCCGCUUCCCUUUGAGACAUCACCGCCGGGAAACCCCAUUUUCCCGCCGCCUCCUUCACUUCCCUCCGAUUCAAUCCCGCCGGCGAGUACGGCUUCUCCUCCACCGCCGUCUACUCCUCGCCGCCGUGCCCCUAAGCCUUCGCUUCCUCCUCCCACCAAUUCUUCCCCACCAAAACCUUCUCCGAGCACUCCGACUCUCCCGGAAACUUCUGCUCCACCUAAACCACCGCUCUCGACGACGCCAUUCCCCUCU
Messenger RNA from Camelina sativa (false flax), 495 nucleotides. The record is from RefSeq and is a predicted model, not a curated record. NCBI's taxonomy places the organism in Eukaryota, Viridiplantae, Streptophyta, Magnoliopsida, Brassicales, Brassicaceae.